Messenger RNA from Mus pahari (shrew mouse), 2597 nucleotides. RefSeq names its product protein tyrosine phosphatase 4A2 (gene Ptp4a2). The annotation marks the transcript as partial. The record is from RefSeq and is a predicted model, not a curated record. Gene Ontology annotation, molecular function: protein tyrosine phosphatase activity. Gene Ontology annotation, cellular component: nucleus. The transcript is spliced from 5 exons. NCBI's taxonomy places the organism in Eukaryota, Metazoa, Chordata, Mammalia, Rodentia, Muridae. Gene Ontology annotation, biological process: protein dephosphorylation; positive regulation of cell migration.
AACCGUCCAGCCCCUGUGGAGAUCUCUUAUGAGAACAUGCGUUUUCUGAUAACUCACAACCCCACCAAUGCGACUCUCAACAAGUUCACAGAGGAACUUAAGAAGUAUGGAGUGACAACUUUGGUUCGAGUUUGUGAUGCUACAUAUGAUAAAGCUCCAGUUGAAAAAGAAGGAAUCCACGUUCUAGAUUGGCCGUUUGAUGAUGGAGCUCCACCCCCUAAUCAGAUAGUAGAUGAUUGGCUAAACCUGUUAAAAACCAAAUUUCGUGAAGAGCCAGGCUGUUGUGUUGCAGUGCAUUGUGUUGCAGGAUUGGGAAGGGCUCCUGUGCUAGUUGCACUUGCAUUGAUCGAAUGCGGAAUGAAGUACGAAGAUGCUGUUCAGUUCAUAAGACAAAAAAGAAGAGGAGCAUUCAAUUCCAAACAGCUGCUUUACUUGGAGAAGUACCGACCUAAGAUGCGAUUACGCUUCAGAGAUACCAAUGGGCACUGCUGUGUUCAGUAGAAGUAGAGGAAGGCUGGCUGGAUCGUGGCAUUAGAGGGGACUCUUGGUACCUGGAAAUGUGAAUCUGGAUUCUUACCUGUGUCAUCAAAGUAGUAAUGGAUUCAGUACUCCUCAACUCCUAAUGAUUGAGAAGAAGGCAAACGAUAAAGAAAUCCCUCUAUUACACGAAUAAAAUGUUUAAGAAAAGAAAAAAGAAAGGAAAAGGGAUUAAUUUAGUGAAAGAUGGUUUUGCUCCUAGUUUUGAUUUCUGCCAGGAUUGAAUUAUUUCAAAAUAUCCUGUGUUUUUUAAGCUUUUUUCAAAAUAGAUGUCUGAGGGAACCCAGCAGAAUAUGAACCAGUGUGGAGCCGGUUGUGGGAGCACACUUCCAUUAUGCUUGGCACAUAGGCCUCCUUGUGGCGGGAUCUGGGGGAGGUAGACUUGCCUCAUUUUCUCUCUUCCUGCCUCCCUCCCUCCCUUCUCCUGAUCCCCGUAGAUGGAGUAGAAAGCAGCCCUUGUUGCUGUAGAUGUGCGUGUGUCUGGCAGCCUUAAGCCCACCUGGGCACUUUUAGGAAAAAAAACAAAAAACCAAAAAAAUAAAUAAAUAAAAAUAAAAGCAAAGAAAAGGCAGUGGCGCAUAUAUUCUGUGGUCCAGGCUGUUUCUAGUCUAUUUUUUUUUUCCCCCUUGUACCCCUGAUAUACCAUUAUGGUGUGGAAGGUAGCCAGGAGCCUUUGGUUUUAUAAAUGGUGAUGAAAUGACAUCCUAAACAGAGUCUUUCUCCUGUAAUUUAGCUGAGAGAAUCCUUUUUCCCAACAGUGAAACAAGUGGGCCUCCUAGAAACUUUAUUGCAGAGAUGACUGGAGGCCAUUGUUGGUGUGUCCAGGAGAAUUAGCAUGUUUCUACAAGUGUAGUGGACUGUAGAUCUGCUAUCUAACAAUGUCAUGGAAAAGUGGUAUCUCAAAAUUUUAGGACUGAUUUCAGAAAUAGUCAAAGGAGCAACAGAACAUUCAUAGUAGUUUGGUCUUCAGAAAUGCCUAUAGUUUUCCAAAUUAUUCUUGUACAGUUUUAUUUGUACAGUUCAGUGUAACCACCUAUCACCUUGUUAAUACUAGAUUCUUCUGAGAUUAAAAAAGAAAAAAUCACUGUCAGAACUAGCCUUGCCUAGUGAGUAUGCAUCCACAGGCUGGAACUGGGCAGAAGAGCAACAGUAGGCAGCCCAGUGAGCAGCACAUGCUCAAGGCAUCGCGUGGAAGUGGUGUGGCUUCUCUGCUCAGUGUGUUUUUCCUUAUUUGUGGAAGGCAGUUGACCAGACACAGCAAACGGAGGGACACCUCUGUGUACCCUCUUCACCUGAGUGUUUGAUAACCAUCAGUACUCUGCUACAAGCCUUGAGUGCAGCCGUCACUGGAUUUUUAUUGUCAGGCCAGUAGGAUGGAUGACAUCUCAUUGAUGGUACCCAGAUGUUAGUGGCUUUCUGAAUUGCCUGUUUACUGUUGAUGCAAUUGAUUGGAUUUUUAACUAAAUGCAAAUACCUUCCUGCCUCAUCCCAGAAAAUGAAAAUUAAUGCUUUUGACACUUUCUAGAAUUUUAAAGUUGAAAAAUGAUGAUAUCUAGAAAUUCUUACUUCAGAGCAUGACAAUAGAUUUCUUUAACAAAGAUUCAAGAUGAAAUUUCUUACCUAAAAGUUUAGGUUAACUGUUGACUCCAAGGAUUUUGAUCAAUACCACCCAAACCUUUUCCACUUGACAUGCUCAGAAUUUUGGUGUGUGUGUGUGUAUUUGUUCACGAGCACAGUAGCUCCCAUGGGGGGUCUGCACAUGCAGGUGUCCACCAGCAUCAGCCUGCCUGAGGUAGUGUCAUUCCUGGUUCUGGGGAAGAAGGGUGUGUGAAGGAGAAUAAAGCAGCCCUUUGUCUUAAAGAAGCCUAAUGUUAAUUGUUCUCAGAACUGGACGGUUCCCCCCCCCUCAAAAUUAAAACUUUUUCUUUUGGAUUUAAUGAAGUAUUGCUAACUGAAGCCAGUUUGACUUGUGAGAGAGGUUAGACUGACAGAGGUGUGCAGCCUGAUUUACAACCAAACCCUGAACCCUUUUGAAGAACAAUAAAACAUAUUUUACAUGC